Messenger RNA from Penicillium pulvis, 2271 nucleotides. RefSeq lists its product as uncharacterized. NCBI's taxonomy places the organism in Eukaryota, Fungi, Ascomycota, Eurotiomycetes, Eurotiales, Aspergillaceae. The coding region runs from base 1 to 2271 and encodes 756 amino acids. The record is from RefSeq and is a predicted model, not a curated record. Gene Ontology annotation, molecular function: potassium ion transmembrane transporter activity. The transcript has 11 exons. Gene Ontology annotation, cellular component: membrane. Gene Ontology annotation, biological process: potassium ion transmembrane transport.
AUGGAAGACCCAGAAGGGCUGGUGAAGCAUCGGAUGGCGCCUCGUGCUACAAUCACUCCGCCCGAUUACACUAUCAAUAGUGAAAAGGCAGAGGACCCCAAGAUAGCUGAUGUCGAGAUGAAUUCUGUCUCUGAAGGCAAAGAAGUGGAAGAGAGAGACUUCCAUCGCAAACAGGAGUUCUCAGGAUGGAAAUUGGCGUGGCUUACUUACCAGUCCCUCGGAGUCAUUUAUGGUGACAUCGGCACGAGUCCUCUCUACGUUUACUCCAGCACCUUCAGCAGCGAACCAAGCAAAGCCGAUAUUCUUGGGGCAGUCUCUCUCGUCAUCUGGGCUCUUACAAUUAUGGUCACUAUCAAAUAUGUCUUCAUCGUCCUUCGUGCAGACGACGAGGGCGAGGGUGGUACUUUUGCGCUUUACUCUCUUCUGUCUCGAUAUGCUAAGCUGGUCCGAUAUGAUCCUCGGCACUCAGAUUUGGUUCGGAUGCAACGCUACAACACGGACGAACUGCAAAAGCCCAAUUUGAUGACUCGCAGCAUCAUGGAGCGAAGCACUUUCAUCAAGUGGACUCUAAAAGUGGUUGGGGCGUUUGGCGUGGCCCUAAUACUGGCAGAUGGUGUUCUCACCCCCGCCCAGUCAAUUCUAGGCGCAAUUCAAGGAGUAACUGUUGUUAAUCCAAACAUGUCCACAUCUGCAGUCGUUGGCAUUUCAUGCGGAAUUUUGGUGCUGGUUUUCGUCAUCCAGCCAUUUGGAACCACCAGGAUUGCGAGCACUUUCGCACCGAUCGUUAUCGUUUGGAUGCUAUUCAACCUCACCUUUGGAAUCUAUAAUCUGGUGAUGUUCGAUGCUUCCAUUCUCAAGGCAUUCUCGCCGUAUUUUGCCGGUGCCUUCUUGGUGCGAAACAAACAGGACGGUUGGCUGUCUCUUGGAGGUAUUCUACUUGCCUUUACUGGUGUAGAGACCUUGUUCGCCGAUCUGGGCGCGUUUACCCGAAGAUCAAUCCAGAUCUCAUGGCUCUGUUUUGUCUACCCAUGUCUCCUAAUCUCGUACAUCGGCCAAGGAGCGCACAUCAGCGUUAAUCCCAGUGCCUAUGCAAACCCAUUCUAUUUGACUGUCCCCCCUGGCAUGCUCUGGCCCAGUCUUAUCGUGGCUGUUUUGGCCUGUAUUGUUGCAAGCCAAGCGGUCAUCACCGGGGCUUAUCAGUUGCUGUGUCAAAUCAUGAAACUUUCUUACUUCCCUCAAGUGAAAGUCUAUCAUACAUCGAAAACAUUCCACGGUCAAGUCUAUAUUCCGAUCGCAAACUGGCUGAUGAUGAUCGGAACAAUAAUCGUGACCGCAGUGUACAAUAACACAACACGACUCGGAGAGGCCUACGGAACAUGCGUCAUUCUAGUCUCAUUUCUCACUACCUGCAUGGUGGCCGUCGUCGCACUAAUCGUAUGGAGACUCCCAAUUUGGAUCGUUCUUCCAGUUUUCAUCGUUUUUGCCCUUUGGGAUGGCAUGUUCCUCUCCGCCGCCAUGAGCAAAGUGCCCCACGGCGCAUGGUUCACCCUCAUGUUGGCCGUGAUCUUGACCUGCCUUUUCAUCCUCUGGCGCUACGGCAAAGAAGAGCAAUGGAACGCCGAAGAAUCUGACAAUGUUCCUCUCUACCAUACCACUUUCCUCCGCGACCACCAGCUCUACCUAAAACAUGACCCCGCAGGUCCCUACAUCCGACGGACCAGAGGACUAGGAAUAUUCUUCGAUAAGUCCGGAAGCGCGAUAAACACCCCAACUGUGUUUCUCCACUUCCUGCAAAAGUUCAGCGCAAUGCCAGAGGUUACGGUCUUCUUUCACCUGCGACCCCUGUCCAUUCCUUCAGUCGCUCCCGAGGAGAGGUACACCAUCACGCGGUGUUUCACGAGGGCCGAUAAUGCGACUAAGCAGCCUAUCCCUAAUUGUUACCGUUUGAUGGUGCGACAUGGUUACACCGAUGAGAUUAUCACUCCAGACCUGGGGGUUCUUGUUCUGGGGCUGAUUCGUGGGUUCCUGAAAUGCUCAGAUAUCAUCAGCGAAGAGGAUACCGAGCUGGCUACUUUGAAUUGUGCGUCGAAUGCGCAGGUUAUCUACAUUGUGGGCAAGGAACAGCUCAACAUCACGAAGGAACGGAACUAUUUCCGGCGCAUGCUUCUUUGGGCAUUCUUGCUUAUUAGGGAUUCUAGCCGGACGAAGAUCCAGAGUUUGAAUGUUCAAAUGGAGCGGCUGGUUGAAGUUGGCUUUGUGAAAAGGAUGUGA